GCUUUAACCCAUCCGACUUUAGUUUCUGUCCUCGGAUCGACGCGAAAUCCUGUCAAGAUGCUGCGCUACUCAUAUAAUAUGAAUGCUGUAGACGCGACGCGACGCUUUCACCUGUAAUGUCUAGCGACUCAAUCGCGCAGAGGAACGAAUAGUUCUCGAAACAGUGAUAUUCAGCAUGUAGAAUGGACGGCAAUACAAACAUCGCGUUUAAAACCACUGGAUGCUCUUGGUUAAGUCCAGUCAGUGAUCUGGUUGGAGUACCACUGGAUCAGGUCAAUUUUAUUGCAUGUCAGGUGUUUGGACUUGCAGCUGCAUUCUGGUUUCGUCUCUAUCUCAAUCCUAAGCAUGCAAGCAUUGAGAUUCGACAUGCUGUUGCUGCCCUCUUUGGAGCUUCAAUCAUCAUGUUUUGCUUUGGCUGGUAUGCGGUACACAUCUUCAUCCUUGUGUUGGCUUGCUAUGGAAUUAUGCUCAAAGCAAGCCUCCAUAAUGUUCACAGAUAUACCAUGAUUGCAUCAGUUGGAUACCUCACAUUAUGCCAAGUCUGUAGAGUCUUCAUAUUCAACUAUGGCAUCCUGUCCACGGAUUUCUCAGGUCCAUUGAUGAUAAUAACACAGAAGAUCACCACACUCGCCUUUCAGAUGCAUGACGGGAUGUGUCGAAAGAAGGAGGACCUAAUGGAGGAUCAGAGGCGUCUGGCAGUACACUCUAAGCCAUCACUGUUGGAGUAUCUUAGCUACAAUAUAAAUUUUUUGAGUGUCCUGGUGGGGCCCUUCAGUAACUAUAAAGACUACGUGGAGUUCAUAGAGGGCCAGGAUGCUCAUCACAAGCUGAGGAGAGUGAAAGCCAGCAGCCCGCAGCAGAACGGGUGGGACAGAGUGCCCGAGCCAUCGCCUGUGAGGCCAGUGAUUAAAAAGCUAAUUGUGUGCGUUGGCUCUCUGCUCUGGUUCUUCAUCAUCACCAAAGCAUUCCCCAUAACCUACAAUGUAGACCCACACUUCAUCAGUGAGGCCUCUUUCUUUAGCAGACUGGCCUAUGCCUUCAUAUCCAUUCAGGCAGCCAGACCCAAGUUCUACUUUGCAUGGACCCUCGCGGAUGCUGUUCAUAACGCAGCAGGGUUUGGAAUCAGUGGUGUGGAUAAUAGGGGGGAAGUUUCCUGGGAUCUUGUCUCCAAUGUUCACAUCUGGCAGAUUGAGACAGCGACAAGUUUCAAAUCAUUCAUAGACAAUUGGAAUAUACAGACUGGUUUGUGGCUGAAAAGUGUGUGUUACGAUCGAGCGCCUUAUUACCGUACGCCCCUCACGUUUGUGCUGUCAGCCAUCUGGCACGGACUGUACCCAGGAUACUAUUUUACCUUCAUCACAGCUAUACCCAUCACCUUUGCAGCCCGCGCAGUGCGCAGAACUUUCCGGCACUAUUUCUUGUCUUCCCGCCAGCUCAAGUUCUGCUAUGAUGUGGUGACAUGGGCUGCCACUCAGCUUACUAUCUGCUACACUGUAAUGCCCUUCCUCCUGCUGGCAGUGGAGCCAACCAUGCAGUAUUACAGGUCGAUGUACUUUCAUGUGCACAUCAUCAGCAUUCUGGCUAUGAUCCUCCUGCCCAGCAAACCCAGGGGCUCCAAGACUGAAAGCCCUGCCCGACACUCCAACAAUAAUGUGAAGGAGGACUGAACUCUCCUGUUUGUGUGUGUGUGUGUGUGUGUGUGUGUGUGUGUGGAGAGAGAGAAAGCAGAAGCAUGGACGGACAAAGGCCACUCUGUUUGAAGCAGUUACAAAGAGUUCAGCUGGGCCUUGCUCUCUGGCAGCCGGCACUGAGCUGUACACACACACACACACACACACACACACACACACACACACACACACACACACACACACACACACACACACACACACACACACACACACACAGCAUCACUUGCCAGAGAUGCACUCCAUUGAAAUACAUAAAGACAAAUUGCUGAAAUGCAGGAACUACACAACAAAAAAACAACAACAACAAAAAACUUCUUACUCAGUAUUUUUAUCUUGUUUUCUUGUAUUUUUUUUUAACAUCCUUAAAACAAGAUACAUGUACAUCAGAAGCAAAAUGACAAGUUAUUAAGUCCCGUUUUCAGAGAAAUGUUACAAAAUUGAGUGAGCUUCAUACUUAAAAGAAGAAAAAAACUACCAGCAGUGUAUUCUUCUUACCCCAUUCUUUUUACAUACAUUUCAGUACAAAAUGAGAUAAUUAGCUUUUAAAGUAAAAGUAUCUUGUUUAAGAAUAAUUAGAAGCUUUACUGGAAAAACAUAUUGAGUAAGAAAAUGUUUUUUUGGAAGUGAAGAGCAGAUCAGGCUCAGCCUGAGUGACACUGUACUGCUUGCUGCACACGGCAUGGUACGUGUACAAAGAAAGAAGGCGACUAUGUGACACCUUUAGUGAGUAAAUUAAUGCUGCCCUUGUUUAAGGGUCUUUUAAACAGUUUAACUGAGUGCUAGAGGGGAGAAAGUAUCAUUAAUUGUAAUUUAAUGUUAACUAAUUUGUUUUUUAGGACGUAGCUGUGUGAUUACUUUAUACUGACAUUGACACCACAAGAGAAUGUAUUAAUAUGUUCAGUUGCUUUUUUUAUAAUAAAAAAAAGGUGUUAAUUGAAGUUUCAGAUUUAGAUUUGUAUUUGCAUUUUGCUUGUGCAUUUUGAUGAUGUGAAAUGACAAUGCUGUACUGAACGGUUCUGAGUAAUGAAUGCAAAUACUACAGCGAAGAUCAACUGGAUGAUUAAUCACACAUGUAGAGGGCAGUUAUUAGUAUUACGUAUUUUUUGGAUGGUGUUCCCUGUAUAAACAUAUUACAUGUUUUUGAAUGCAUUAAUGGGGAUUAAACACAUUUACUGCUACUUAAUAUAUGUUUACUUAUUCUGGGGAUCAGAAUAUCAUAGAGCAGGGGUCGGCAACCUUUUUGACAUGGAGUUCCAUUUUUUUAUUUUCAUGGUCAAUGGCUGUACCGUUUUUAACAUACCGUGUACCGUGUGUGGUUGCUAGAGGUUUGUGUGUUGUUACAUACAGGCCAUUGAAAAGAGCCCAUCCUCAAGUUUCUAUGAUCUGGUCCAUAGAUAUGGCUCUAGUCUAGGGUUGUCAACUGCCCUGUAUUAGCCAGGACAUCCUGGUUGUCUGCGAUUAAAUCCUAUCUUGGCAUAUUGUCCAACAUUUAAGCAAGUAUUUAAGGGUUACUAACUGUCCCAUAUUAGCUAGGAGGACACGUAUUUUGGCUGCAAUGAAGACCUAUCUUGGGUUAUUGUCCCAUAUUUAAGCAGGCAU
Molecule: messenger RNA, 3290 nt
Organism: Xyrauchen texanus (razorback sucker)
Lineage: Eukaryota; Metazoa; Chordata; Actinopteri; Cypriniformes; Catostomidae
Product: lysophospholipid acyltransferase 1-like
Exons: 13
Coding region: 183-1667 (494 amino acids)
Biological process (GO): lipid modification
Cellular component (GO): membrane
Molecular function (GO): acyltransferase activity
Source: RefSeq, a predicted model, not a curated record